Thunnus maccoyii (southern bluefin tuna) is the source of this 1218-nucleotide messenger RNA. RefSeq names its product claudin 1 (gene cldn1). NCBI's taxonomy places the organism in Eukaryota, Metazoa, Chordata, Actinopteri, Scombriformes, Scombridae. The transcript is spliced from 4 exons. Bases 142 to 774 code for a protein of 210 amino acids. Gene Ontology annotation, cellular component: bicellular tight junction; plasma membrane. Gene Ontology annotation, molecular function: structural molecule activity. The record is from RefSeq and is a predicted model, not a curated record. Gene Ontology annotation, biological process: bicellular tight junction assembly; cell adhesion.
CAACACCGCUUGGGAAAAGAUCCAACGCCAAAAACCAUCAGGAACUACGUCAAGGAAGCUAAUUUUGGAAUUUUUCAAUCUCUACAUAACUAGAGGGAUUUUUUAAAAAUCUUUUGCCAUUUUACUUUGCUUAGUUUAACAAUGGCCAAUGGUGGAAUACAGCUUCUUGGCUUCACGCUGGCCUUCCUGGGCUUCAUCGGCUCAAUAGCAUCCACAGUCAUGGUGGAGUGGAAAGCUUCGUCCUAUGCAGGAGACAACAUCAUAACAGCUCAGGCGUUGUAUGAAGGGCUGUGGAAGACCUGUGCGUCACAGAGCACGGGUCAAAUUCAGUGUAAAGUGUAUGAUUCACUUCUUCAACUACCAGGGAUUGUACAGGGCACACGAGGGCUGAUGUUGUCCUCCAUCUUGCUGUGCUUUAUUGCCAUCUUGGUGGCGACGGUGGGCAUGAAGUGCACCACCUGUAUGGCAGAGGAGCCGCAGCAGAAGGACAAAGUGGCUCUAGCUGGAGGAGUUAUCUUCAUUAUUGCAGGUUUGCUUGCUCUGGUGGGAACAUCUUGGUACGGCCACAGGAUAGCACAAGAUUUCUACAACCCAUUCACUCCGACUAACUCAAGGUUUGAAUUUGGAAGUGCCCUGUACGUCGGAUGGGGAGCUGCAUGUCUCAUCAUUAUAGGGGGAGGCUUCCUCUGCUGCAACUGCUCCAGCAAAGGCUCAGGGAAAUCUCCACGCUACCCACCAACCCGCUCUGCAGACCCGGGCAGGGACUACGUCUAGGUGGAUUGUAACUCCAUCCAGCCUCUGCUAAUGGAAGAGAACUGUCUUUACAGUGGAUAUAUCUUCCCGUUGUCUUUCAUAUAUGAUUCAGUAUGGUUUAAUGUUUUGCAGCAUGUACAUUUGCAGGUGUUGUGUUGGUGUAUGUUUAUAUUUGUUGGGGGUUUUUGGUAGCCAACAUAGAUCACACACAUAAAUAAAAAAAAAAAAAACAAGGAUCUACACAAAUCAUCGACAGUAAAUGUCACUUUGAAAUUAAAUAACAUGUAUGAUAACUGUGACUAAGAACACAAGUACGAUAAAUAUGUAUUAAAGCUUGAAUUAUUUUUCAAAUUAAAGAUUCAACAUGUUCAGGACAUUCAGGAUUUUUACACAGUGUCUGAAUAAUAACUUAUUACAGUCUGCUGACGUUGACACUGUUUUGCACCUGUUACUUUGCUUUGUUUG